Messenger RNA from Penicillium cinerascens, 207 nucleotides. RefSeq lists its product as uncharacterized. Lineage: Eukaryota; Fungi; Ascomycota; Eurotiomycetes; Eurotiales; Aspergillaceae. The transcript has a single exon. The coding region runs from base 1 to 207 and encodes 68 amino acids. The record is from RefSeq and is a predicted model, not a curated record.
AUGUCUAAGAAGUGCCGCGUGGGCGAACCGGAGGAUAUCAUAGAUGAGCAGCCGGACGACAGUGACUGGUUACGGCCACCCGUCCCGAUACUAUGCAAGUCCUCUCCUCCGGUGAUCUUAACCGAUGCACCCACAAUCGAAGACCCAGACGAUGAUAUAUGGUACGAGGUCAGCGAGCGGAGUGACGACGAUCAGUCACAGCAAUGA